AGAAAAAGAAAAAAAGAGAAGGGCCCUCACCCUUUCUAGUAGGAGAUUCUCUACAAAACCCACCACCUCUCUCUCCACUUCUUGUGCAUCUUUUAACACACACACACACACACACACACAAAUGAGCAAAUCUCUCCUCUCUCCUCCCCCUUCUUCUCCCUCCUCCUCUUCUUCAUCCUCUAACUCCUCUUCUACACAAUCCACCACCUACAUUGUUCUCAACAAGCCCAAGAACAAGCCCAAGCGCCUCAAGAGAUCCCCUCCUAACCAAGAUAAGCCCCUCUCCCCCACCACCACCACCACCACCACCAAUGGCAAUGCCAAGAGGAGCUCCAUCUAUAGAGGAGUCACAAGGCAUAGGUGGACAGGGAGAUAUGAGGCUCAUCUUUGGGACAAGCAUUGUUGGAACCCAAUCCAAAACAAGAAAGGGAGACAAGUUUAUUUGGGAGCUUAUGAUAGUGAAGAGGCUGCAGCACACACCUAUGAUCUUGCAGCACUUAAAUACUGGGGCCCAGAAACCAUACUUAAUUUCCCACUGGAGACAUAUAGAAAAGAGGUUGAGGAGAUGCAGAGCAUGUCCAAGGAAGAGUACUUGGUUUCUCUGAGGAGGAGGAGCAGUGGCUUCUCCAGAGGUGUCUCUAAGUACAGAGGAGUUGCCAGGCAUCACCACAAUGGACGGUGGGAAGCGAGGAUUGGCCGAGUAUUUGGCAACAAAUAUCUCUACUUGGGAACAUUUAGUACGCAAGAGGAGGCGGCACAGGCAUAUGAUCUUGCUGCUCUGGAAUACAGAGGGCCGAAUGCCGUGACAAACUUUGACAUCAGCUGCUACGUAAAGUCGGCGCCGCAGCCCGUAUCGGAGGCCCGACAAGCGGCCCAGCCAGUGCCGCCGCAAGAGCAUUUGAAAGCCCCGCCGCCGCUGCCGCCGCUGUUCGAAGAGCCCGAGCCCGGCCCGACGGUCGACGACCACUUGGCGGCAGCUGGCGACGUCGCCGACAUGCCGUGGAGCCUCUGCCUGGACCACGGCGGGUUCGACAUGUACCACCACCACCACUCGAUCUGCGGCGACGAGUCCGUCGCCGGCCGGUCGAACGACCUGCACGACUUUCUGAGCUGCGUGGCCUUCGAGGACGACAUCGAGUGCCUGUUCGAGGGCUGUGAGGCCGACGAAGGCAAUGCAGGCACCGACGGUAGUAGCAGAGACGGCGGAAGUGCAGGAACGAGUAAUGCGGUCGCGGUCACGGAAGAAGAAGAAGUUGGUUUGGUGGGCGAAAAAGAUGCUCUGAAGGGUGAAGACGAAAUGGCUUCUCAAGUGAAAGCAGUUUCCUACCCUCCUGCAAUUAGUAUAUGCUCAUAAAAGUUUUUCUCUUUCUCUCUCUCUCUCUCUCUCUUUGAUGUUUCUGGGUCUGCUUUGUUUGAGGAAGUUUUGGUGAGGCUCUGUUUUGACUUUAAAGGUUAGUAGUAGUAGUAGUAGUAGUAGUAGUUGUUGUUGUUGUUAAUGUUAUGUGUCUCAGGAUCAGGAAAAAAAAAAGAGGAAAAAAAAAAAAAAAAGGAGCUAACUAGCUAGGUUAAAUUUUUCCUUAGUUUUAUCUUUUUGAGUUUGAAGGGCUAACUGUUCAAAAAGAAUUAAAUCUAUGCUAAUCUCUUUUUGUGGUC
Ananas comosus (pineapple) is the source of this 1653-nucleotide messenger RNA. RefSeq names its product AP2-like ethylene-responsive transcription factor At1g79700. The coding region runs from base 122 to 1354 and encodes 410 amino acids. Gene Ontology annotation, biological process: regulation of DNA-templated transcription. Gene Ontology annotation, molecular function: DNA binding; DNA-binding transcription factor activity. NCBI's taxonomy places the organism in Eukaryota, Viridiplantae, Streptophyta, Magnoliopsida, Poales, Bromeliaceae. The record is from RefSeq and is a predicted model, not a curated record. The transcript has 7 exons.